GAGAACUUGUCUCCUAGAGAGAUAACCUCCCUUCUCUCUCUCCUCCUCCUUCUUAUUCCCACUCCCUCUCCUCUCUCUCCACUGACCCCCUUCCUCCUCUCCCUCCGUGAAACCAACGCCCAACACGCACACACGAGACCGCAAUGGAAGUUGCUGCAGCCAAGCAACUCCUCCCCAUGGCGCGGGGCCCCAACUCCCCGUCCUCCUCCACAUCCUCUUCGUCUCCCUCCUCCGUCGCCUCCCCGUCCCGCCAGUCCCAGCCCGUCUGCCCGUCCCCCAAGCCCGUGCCGCGCGUCAUAGACACCACGCCCUUCCCCACCACCUUCGUCCAGGCCGACACCACCUCCUUCAAGCAGGUCGUCCAGAUGCUCACCGGCUCCGACACGACGUCGUCGUCGUAUCAGAAGCCCGCCAAGAACCACCAUCACGGCGGCGUCGCCGGCGUUCCGUGCCGGCCCAAGAAGCCGGCUUUCAAGCUGUACCAGCGCCGGAGCGGGCUCAAGAACCUGAAGAUGAUCGCCCCGCUGGCGAUGUCCGCGACCGCGGGGGCGUCUCCGAGGAAGACGCCGGAGAUUCUGUCGCCGAGUGUGCUCGACUUCCCGUCCCUGGCGCUCGGGAGCCCUGUCACGCCGCUGGUGGCCGACCCCUUCAACCGGUCGGCGUCCCCGGGGGAGGAGGAGGCCGUCGAGCGCGCGGCCAUUGCGCGGAAGGGGUUCUUCCUUCACCCCUCCCCAAGGGGCGCCGAGCCGCCGCGGCUGCUGCCGCUGUUCCCCGUCACGUCCCCCAGGAUGGCAUCCUCCGCCGCCGCGGCGCCGUCGUCCCAGUGAUCGGGCCCUGCGCGCCGUGCUGCCGGAGUAUUCUUAGUACCGUGAGAUACUACUUAUUGUUCAACUCGCUCUUGGCGCGUGAUGUAUUUUUUGCUCAUGUCCUGAGCGAUCGCGAAGUAACGGAAAGAAGAAUCACACUCUUGAA
Messenger RNA from Phragmites australis (common reed), 972 nucleotides. RefSeq names its product VQ motif-containing protein 4-like. The transcript has a single exon. Bases 144 to 827 code for a protein of 227 amino acids. The record is from RefSeq and is a predicted model, not a curated record. NCBI's taxonomy places the organism in Eukaryota, Viridiplantae, Streptophyta, Magnoliopsida, Poales, Poaceae.